UACAUCUCUCUCUCUCUCUCUCUCUCUCUCUCUCUCUCUCUAUAUAUAUAUAUUAUUAAUUCAUACAUACUCCUAUUGGAUUCCUCAACUCUGCGAUCUCACCCUUUUUGGUUGGGUGCAUUUGUCAAACAUCUACUAGACAUCGUUGAUCUUCAAUUUUCGAUCAUGGCUUCUUCCGCCCUUUCUCAGGUCCCAGCUGCCGUCUCUGUCAACAGUGACACCUCUCUACCAAGAUCCGUGUUUAAGACAAACAAUGUUUCCUUUCGCAAUAAAUCAUGGACAUUGGACUCGAAAAUUGCCAGCUCACGGUCGAAAAACCGAUUCGCGGUUUGCAUGUCGGUUCAACAAGCCAGCACACCCAAGGUUGGAGUUUCGCCUCUGGAUUUAGAAGACGUGAAAGAGCCACCACUUCACUUAUACAAGAACAAGCAACCGUAUACAGCUACUAUUGUUUCUGUCGAUAGGCUUGUCGGGCCAAAAGCUCCUGGAGAGACGUGCCACAUUGUCAUCGAUCAUGGUGGUAAUGUUCCCUACUGGGAAGGACAAAGUUAUGGAGUCAUUCCACCUGGUGAGAACCCUAAAAAGCCAGGCACUCCCCACAAUGUUAGGCUGUAUUCAAUAGCAUCGACCAGGUAUGGAGAUUCUUUUGAUGGCAAGACAGCAAGUUUGUGUGUUCGACGAGCUGUCUAUUACGACCCAGAAACCGGAAAAGAAGACCCCUCCAAAAACGGUGUUUGCAGCAACUUUUUAUGUGAUUCAAAGCCCGGUGACAAGGUUCAACUCGCAGGUCCUUCUGGCAAGGUAAUGCUACUGCCGGAAGACAAUCCAAACGCAACCCACAUUAUGAUUGCUACCGGCACAGGUGUGGCUCCUUUUAGAGGCUAUCUCCGCCGCAUGUUUAUGGAGGCGGUCCCCACAUUCAAGUUUGGCGGGCUCGCCUGGCUUUUCCUAGGUGUGGCAAACACCGACAGUCUUCUUUACGACGAAGAAUUCUCAAAGUACCUCCAAGACUAUCCGGACAAUUUCAGGUUCGACCGUGCUCUCAGCAGAGAACAGAAGAACAGAAACGGUGGCAAGAUGUACGUACAGGAUAAGAUCGAAGAGUACAGCGACGAGAUUUUCAAGCUUCUCGAUAAUGGGGCCCACAUAUACUUUUGCGGGCUGAAGGGGAUGAUGCCCGGAAUCCAAGACACGUUGAAGAAGGUGGCGGAGCAGAGAGGUGAGAGCUGGGACGAGAAGCUGUCACAGCUCAAGAAGAACAAACAGUGGCAUGUUGAAGUGUAUUGAGCAAUAUGAAGUUGGAUUUUUUCUUAUCUGAAAUUCUUCUGAAACUAUCAUUUCUUGAUGGAUUUUAUUCGAAUAAAAAUGCAAGUGGUGGGGGGGUAUCUUUGUGUUGUUUUUUGGUGACAAUUUGUGGUCUGUAUUUCAUGUCCAAAUACUUUUAUUUAUGUAGUGUCUGAACUAUUAUUGUUCUUGGGAAAUUUGUCUAUUGAUUUGUAAGGCAGUCACUGAUUCUUGUCUCCAAAGUCAACUUUCUUAUUUGAUGAGUCACAAUUGAUGGAUAAAAUUCUUG
Erythranthe guttata (spotted monkey flower) is the source of this 1573-nucleotide messenger RNA. NCBI's taxonomy places the organism in Eukaryota, Viridiplantae, Streptophyta, Magnoliopsida, Lamiales, Phrymaceae. The record is from RefSeq and is a predicted model, not a curated record.